AUGUCACUUCAAUUAAAUUCAUAUUAUCUUCCUUCGACGCUUUUUGCUUCACUUAUUUUGAUUCAAACUGCAAAAGCAGAUAACCUAGGGAGCCUAGAUGAUACUGGUUCAGACGAUUCAUCAGAUAGUGGUAGUGGUUCGAAUGCUAAUGCGAAGGCUGCAACAACUAAUACUGAAAACAAAAAUACUUCAACAGCAACAAAUACAGAUCCUUCAGUGAAGACGCAAACAAUGGCGGAUACUACUAACACCCAGUUAACGACAGGAACGACAGGAACAACAGGCACGACAGGAACAGCAGAAACAAAAGAUACAAAAGAUAUUAAAGAUACAACAGGAACAGGAACGACAGGAACACUGACAACACUCUGGUGGACCCCAGCCACAGCUUCUUCAACAACUCAAGGAACAUCGACUGCCACUACGGUUUCAACAGGGGAUUCAACUACUAAAGGCACAUCAACUCCCAGUACGGCUUCAACGGGUCAUUCAACAAAGGGAACCACUCAAACAGGAGUCACAUACAACCAAUGGGGGUUUACAGGCUCCCAAUCAAAAUGGGAAGCUACCACCAUGGAGAGCUCACUAUCAGAUGCUGUUUCAUCUUCAGGUUCUGCUCAAUCUUCCCAUUCUGUUAACGGUAACAAGACUUCCAAUGCUAAUAGGAUACAGGCUAUCACUUUUGAAAAAGAUUACAAGUGGAAGAAGUUUGCCCUCGGUGGUGCUUUUAUUGGACUUACCGUCGCCUUACAAAUCAUGUGA
Messenger RNA from Priceomyces carsonii, 762 nucleotides. RefSeq lists its product as uncharacterized. The coding region runs from base 1 to 762 and encodes 253 amino acids. The record is from RefSeq and is a predicted model, not a curated record. The transcript has a single exon. Lineage: Eukaryota; Fungi; Ascomycota; Pichiomycetes; Serinales; Debaryomycetaceae.